AAAUUGACUCUAUCAAAGUCUUCACAUUCACAACAGAGACUGACUCACUCACACUUCGACCGGAUUAAAUAGGGCCUAUUUUGACUCCAUCUCCUUCUACCCAUAAUCACCAAUUUCCCAAAAAUGCUUACUUAAGCUGAAUCACUGCAAAAUAGCUUUUGGGGUUUUCACGUUCAAGCUCUCAUCAAUCAGAAUAAUAAAAGAAACAUGAAUCGAUUUGAUAAAGACGAAGUUCCGAUUCUGUUAGAAUCACGUGCACAACGAUCUGAUGAACCUGUGGAGUCUAAUUUACGAAGGAACAUAUCAAGGACACGAAGUGCUUCAAUCUCUAUUUCUAUGGCUGCGUCGGAUCCAUAUGAGAGACAACCAUAUCUUGUUGGACAUACUGGUCCGCUUCGUUCUGCAAGGAAAACUCCGGUCAGCCAAAUGAGUGGACCACUAUAUCCUACUCCUGCAACUGGUAAUCCUUUUCAGAAUAGUAUAGUAGUGGCGGGAAACAGAGUAGGAGAGAACAAAACAGAGAAGUUUGAUGACAAUGAUGAAAAUCAUUGGAAUAAUAAAUACGACAGAAAAAAUGAACAUUUAGUGAGGUCUGGACAACUCGGAAUGUGUAAUGAUCCUUAUUGUACUACUUGCCCUACUUACUUCAAAGUUGCUCAGAAAAGAAAACCACGAGCUUCCACUAUAUUUGAUCCUAAGUUCCACAAUAGUCUUUAUGGCGAUGCCAAAGGUUUUGGAAGAAAACUUUUUUCUUUCUGCUUUUCAUGCAUUCCUGGAGUUAUGAACCCUCACACUAAAGUUGUACAACAAUGGAACAAAUUUUUGGCCAUAUUUUGCUUGGUUGCAAUUUUUGUUGAUCCGUUAUUUUUCUUCUUAAUCUAUGUGAGCGAGGAAACUAAAUGUAUUAAGAUCAACUGGACAAUGGCAACAACACUCGUUGUACUUAGAAGCAUAACUGAUCUGGUGUAUUUAUUGAACAUUCUUCUCCAAUUUAGGUUGGCUUAUGUUUCUCCCGAGUCUAGGGUGGUUGGUGCUGGAGAUUUAAUUGACCAUCCGACGAAAAUCGCUCUUCAUUACUUUAAGGGUUAUUUUUUCUUCGACUUAUUUGUUGUAUCACCUCUUCCUCAGGUAAUGAUAUUGUUUAUCCUACCAGAUUCCUUGGGGUCAUCAGGAGCAAAUUAUUUUAAAAAUCUUCUACGUCUAGCGAUUCUUGUACAAUAUAUUCCCCGAUUGUUCAGAUUUCUGCCUCUGCUAAUUGGCCAGUCUCCAACCGGAUUCAUCUUUGAGUCUGCAUGGGCAAAUUUCAUUUUAAAUCUUCUCAUUUUUAUGCUAUCAGGCCAUGUUGUUGGGUCAUGCUGGUACCUCUUUGGUCUACAGAGGGUUAACCAAUGUUUGCGAGAUGCCUGCCAUCUUGCUAAGCUAUCUGGAUGCAUGGAUUUGAUUGAUUGUAAUUCUAAGGCGGAGAGUUUAUCAACUAAAUGGUCUAAUGAUACGGGUGCCAAAGCUUGUUUGAAUUCCUCAUCUGAUGCAUUUCCUUAUGGAAUUUAUGCCAGUGCUGUACCACUUACAAUAGAAACCAGGGUGAUCAACAAAUAUGUGUAUGCACUGUUUUGGGGAUUCCAGCAAAUCAGUACUCUGGCGGGUAAUCAAACCCCAAGCUAUUUUGUGUGGGAAGUCCUCUUUACAAUGUCCAUCAUUGGAUUGGGACUCUUGCUUUUUGCUCUUCUCAUUGGAAACAUCCAGAACUUUCUUCAAGCACUUGGACGGAGGAGGUUGGAAAUGCAACUUAGAGGCCGUGAUGUUGAGCAAUGGAUGAGUCAUCGCCGCUUGCCGGAAGAUCUCAAAAGGAGAGUUCGACAGGCUGAACGGUAUAGUUGGGCUGCAACAAGAGGUGUUCCUGAGAAAAUGGUUUUGGAGAAUUUGCCAGAAGAUCUCGUGACAGACAUACGGCGUCAUCUCUUCAAAUUUGUCAACAAAGUUCGUAUUUUUUCCCUGAUGGAUGAGGAUGAGCCUAUCUUGGAUGCCAUUCGUGAGCGACUAGUACAAACGACCUACAUCAAAGGAAGUAAAAUUUUAAGUCAGGGCGGUCUAGUGCAGAAGAUGGUGUUUAUUGUGCGUGGAAAAUUGGAGAGCAUUGGAGAAGAUGGAAUUCCGGUUCCGUUAACCGAAGGGGAUGCUUGCGGUGAAGAACUUUUAAGAUGGUAUCUUGAACAAUCUUCUGAAAGCAAAGAAGGUAAAAAAGUAAAGUUUCACGGACAAGGGUUGACUAGUGACAGAACGGUAAGAUGCUUGACUAAUGUUGAGGCAUUUUCACUCCGCUCUAAAGACAUUGAAGAAGUCACAACUCUUUUUGCAAGAUUCUUGCGGAGUCCUCGUGUUCAAGGAGUCAUAAGGUAUGAAUCGCCUUAUUGGAGAUCGCUUGCAGCAAACAGAAUUCAGGUGGCAUGGAGAUACAGGAAAAAGCGUCUAAGUCGAGCUAAUACCACACAUUGAUUAUCAAACAUAGAACUCAGAAGCUCGCUGUACUCUUUUGUUUGAUUCACUGCAUUAAUUUGAAUCCUUGGAAUAGAAUAGUGGUAUAUGUUGAUAGAAAGUUAUGAAGUAGGUGCCAUGUGAUGAAUUUGUUGUAUAUAUAAAUAAAUCCUUAAACUCAUCAUGAUAAAUAUAUCCAAGAAGAUUUUGAUUUAAGGAAUGAAAAAAUAAUCUGAAUUUUAAGAAUUACAAACAGCUGUUAUAGCCUUACAAAGUUACAUAGAGAUACAUAUGAGUACAUGACUUUGCUGGAUAAUUUGUUUUAUCAAAGUACACUUCCGAAAACUAGAAGUAUUGAGGGUGAGGGCAUGCUUGGUAAGAAAAAGGAUGCCCAAAACUCUGCAGUAACUUAUUUUUUUAAUUUUCAUUCUACUUUUUCAUUAUCUUUCAAGGAAGAAGAUUGCAGUUAAUAAGCAUGGAAGAUUAUAGUAUUUAGUAUUAGAAUAUGGAAAGGUUAUACUAUCUGGUAUUUAAAGUGGUCACAAGAUGUUGGCUACUACACUUCUGUCUCUAUUAGACUGUCAUUCUCAUGUCUCAAAUAAAUAAAUGAUAUUCACAUAUCUAUAGAAAUUCUUAA
Molecule: messenger RNA, 3109 nt
Organism: Vicia villosa (hairy vetch)
Lineage: Eukaryota; Viridiplantae; Streptophyta; Magnoliopsida; Fabales; Fabaceae
Product: probable cyclic nucleotide-gated ion channel 20, chloroplastic
Exons: 13
Coding region: 208-2493 (761 amino acids)
Biological process (GO): monoatomic ion transport; transmembrane transport
Cellular component (GO): membrane
Molecular function (GO): monoatomic ion channel activity
Source: RefSeq, a predicted model, not a curated record